AUGGCUGACGAAGAUUGGGGAGAUGUUGGAGCUACAAUGAAUGUAGAUUCAGCGCCAACACAAAUUGCAGCUGAAUUACCAGAAGUGAAGUUAUUUGGCAGAUGGAGUUGUGAUGAUGUUGAAGUUUCUGAUAUGUCUUUGCAAGAUUACAUUGCUGUCAAAGAAAAGUACGCCAAGUAUGUUCCUCACUCUGCUGGUCGUUAUGCUGCUAAACGUUUCCGUAAGGCUCAAUGCCCUAUCGUUGAACGUUUGACCAACUCUUUGAUGAUGCACGGACGUAAUAAUGGAAAAAAACUGAUGGCCGUCCGUAUUGUUAAACACGCUUUUGAAAUUAUCUACCUGUUAUCUGGUGAAAAUCCAUUGCAAGUGCUUGUCAAAGCCAUCAUCAACAGUGGACCCAGAGAAGACUCCACACGUAUUGGUAGGGCUGGUACAGUCAGGCGUCAAGCUGUUGACGUUUCCCCAUUGAGACGUGUUAACCAAGCCAUUUGGUUGUUGUGUACGGGUUCCCGAGAAGCUGCGUUUAGAAAUAUCAAGACAAUUGCUGAAUGUUUAGCUGAUGAAUUGAUCAAUGCUGCCAAGGGAUCAUCAAAUUCUUAUGCUAUCAAGAAGAAAGACGAACUCGAACGUGUGGCCAAGUCUAACCGUUAA
Macrosiphum euphorbiae (potato aphid) is the source of this 651-nucleotide messenger RNA. The record is from the annotation of a GenBank genome assembly. Lineage: Eukaryota; Metazoa; Arthropoda; Insecta; Hemiptera; Aphididae.